AUGGCUGAGCAGAUACUUGGGGAUGGCAGCACGGAGCGGGAACGCGGGGACGGCAGCACGGAGCAGGAACGCAGGACACCACGCGGCGGCGAAACGGACCGAGCGCGUGGAUCGGUCAUCGCUGAAAGCACGGCACUAGUGCUUUUGGAUGGCGGCACGAAGCGGGAACGCGGCGACGGAAGCACGGGGCAGGAACGCCGGACACCACGUGGAUCGGCCAUCGCUGAAAGCACGGCACUAGUGCUUGUGGAUGGCGGCACGGAGCGGGAACGCGGCGACGGAAGCACGGAGCAGGAACGCCGGACACCAAGUGGAUCGGCCAUCGCUGAAAGCACGGCACUAAUGCUUGUGGAUGGCGGCACGGAGCGGGAACGCGGCGACGAAGGCACGGAGCAGGAACGCGGCGACGGAAGCACGGAGCAGGAAAGCCGGACACCACGUGGAUCGGCCAUCGCUGAAAGCACGGCACGAAUGCUUGUGGAUGGCGGCACGGAGCGGGAACGCGGGGACGGCAGCACGGAGCAGGAACGCCGGACACCACGUGGAUCGGCCAUCGCUGAAAGCACGGCACGAAUGCUUGUGGAUGGCGGCACGGAGCGGGAACGCGGGGACGGCAGCACGGAGCAGGAACGCCGGACACCACGUGGAUCGGCCAUCGCUGAAAGCACGGCACUAAUGCUUGUGGAUGGCGGCACGGAGCGGGAACGCGGCGACGGAAGCACGGAGCAGGGACGCCGGACACCACGUGGUGGCGAAACGGAAUGUGGUUGUCACUUCGCAGCUUCGGAAGAUUUCACGUGCAAAAGAGUAUGA
This is a messenger RNA of Anopheles gambiae (African malaria mosquito), 813 nucleotides long. RefSeq lists its product as uncharacterized. NCBI's taxonomy places the organism in Eukaryota, Metazoa, Arthropoda, Insecta, Diptera, Culicidae. The record is from RefSeq and is a predicted model, not a curated record. The transcript has 2 exons. Bases 1 to 813 code for a protein of 270 amino acids.